AUGUGUGCAAGAGAAAGAGUCAGAGAGAGCCAUCAGUCGGUCAAUCCUUCUGAAUUGCAAACUAAAAAGAGGAAAGACCAGAACACUUCGGCAAGACAAGCACUGGUCGUAAGCAUCUUAGGGUUGGAGCAUGGGAGGGUAUACUGGGCUGUUGGUGCUGGUGUGCGUGACGGGGCUCCUGUCGUCGGGGGAAGGGCAGGAUGGCUGCACGGUUAAGGAUGGGAAACCAGGAGACACUGGGCUGUCGGGUUUGGAUGGACGUCAGGGAGCCAAGGGACAGAAAGGAGAGCCGGCUCAAGUGCAGCAGAUGAAUCAAGAGGCCCUCUUGAAGCUCAGGGGGGCGAGGGGGAGACCGGGUCAACCAGGGGACAUGGGCCCAAAGGGUUACAAUGGAGAUGUGGGCCCCGAAGGCUCCCCCGGUGUCUUUGGACCCAAAGGCCCCCCAGGAGGGGGAGCUGGCCCCUCCCAGAAUCCCCGUCGAGCCUUCUCAGUGGAGCGCACGGGCCAUAGCCUUCCCCGGUACAGUGACAAAAUCACCUUCCAGACAGCCAUUACCAGCUCCCCUGACUUCAAGAUGGACAAAGGCAUCUUCACCUGCAAAAAGCCUGGAGUCUACUACUUUGUGUUUCACGCCAUGUCCAAGGUGGAUAUGUGUCUGAAGCUGCAUAGUGGGGACAAACCAGAGAGAGAACUGGUGUUCUGCGACUACAGCAGUGGAAAAUCACAGGUUUUGACAGGAGGAGGGGUUCUCACGUUGAAGCUGGAUCAGGAGGUGUGGCUGGAAAUGUACAAGGAUAAGCAGUCGGACAGCGUUCACACAGACACCACUGAUAAAAAGAUUGUAUUCAACGGCUUCAUGCUCUUCUCCGACACUUACAUUUGUCGUCUCACAGAGCUCGUUCUCUCGGUCAAAACCUCUCCUUACCAUUUUCAACAGAUAAGGAUUAUGAUGCUCCAUCCCUACCUUGCCACGGGAGCCUUUCUGUCAUUGAUUCUCCCUGUCUUGGUCGCCACGGACACCUGUACUGGGGUAGGAAUUCCUGGACUUCCUGGCGUCCCAGGGAUUCCAGGAAGGAAUGGUCGAGAUGGAGAACAAGGAGAGAAAGGAGAAGCAGGUGUAACAGGGGCACUAGUACAGAGUCCGGUAAAGGGGUAUCAGGGGGACCCAGGAGCUCUGGGUGCCACUGGCAAGCGUGGUAAGGGUGGAGAGAGAGGGCCCCCAGGCCCUGUGGGACCCCCAGGGGAUGUGGGACCCCCUGGGGGAGGCUCAGAUAGAUCCGCCUUCAGCGUGACCAGAGGAACGAUCUCAGCGCCUGAGAAAUUCAAAGUCGUUAAGUUCACGUCCGUGAUCACCAACUUACACGACGACUACGACACCGAGACAGGCCGCUUCAGAUGCCGUGUCCCAGGGACCUACUACUUUGUGUACCACGCCUCUUCCGAGGAGAGACUUUGCCUGCAGCUCAAAGUGGACGACACCACCAUGGCCGCCUUCUGUGAGCUGUCCACCAACAGCGUGAGGCAGGUGAGCUCCGGGGGCCUGGCCAUGCACCUGGUAAAGGACCAGGAGGUGUGGCUGCAGACUAACGACAACAAUGGCAUGACUGGCAGGAUAGAGGGGACCAGCGUCUUCUCCGGGUUCCUCCUUCACGCCCACUGAUCUCCAUGGUGACGGUCGGUCGUCCCAUUCAUCCACCCAUCCAUCCACCCAUCCGUCCGUGCGUUCAUCCAUACAUCGAUCCAGUGCAUUGUCUGAACGAUGGUUGUUUGUUGCUUUAUCCUUGAAUUGUUUCCAACGUAAUGUCAGCAGAUUGUUUUCCUCGAUUGUUCUUCCCUGUCAUGAGAGCAAUAAAACAUUUGACAUUGUU
Messenger RNA from Hypomesus transpacificus, 1868 nucleotides. RefSeq lists its product as uncharacterized. Bases 131 to 1660 code for a protein of 509 amino acids. The transcript has 9 exons. The record is from RefSeq and is a predicted model, not a curated record. Lineage: Eukaryota; Metazoa; Chordata; Actinopteri; Osmeriformes; Osmeridae. Gene Ontology annotation, molecular function: protein binding.